UGUACCGUCACCAUCCCAAAAGGCGAUGAAGACCUCCACAGCAUCAUAUCGCGCUGGUCCGAUCUCGGCGUCAAGCUCCCCUUUGCCGUCGUAGUCCCUUCCACCGAAGAGGACAUCAUCGCCGUCAUCAACUUCGCCUCCCAAAACUCCCUCCACGUGGUUCCCGGCGGUGGCGGCCAUGGCGUCUUCGUCCCCAUCGGCGAAAAGACGAUCUACCUCGACAUGAAGAACUUCAACUCCGUGGCUGUCAACAAGGAGGAAAGCUCUGUUACGAUAGGUGGUGGCGCUGUAACAGGCGAGAUCAUCAAGGCGUGCGUGGCUGAGGGGUGCUAUACGCUUACGGGCAACUCGGACGCCCUUGGGGUCGCUGGCUACUUCCUCGGCGGCGGGAACAGCUUCAUAACCGGCCUCCACGGUCUCGCCGUCGACCACGUCCUCUCCAUCCGCGUCGCAAGCGCGUCCGGCUCAGUUAUUACCCUUACGCCGUCUUCCACCGGCGCUGAAGCUUCUCUCUUCUCCACCCUCCGGGGUGCCGGCCACGGCCUCACAGCCAUCCUCUCCCUAACCCUCCGCACCUUCCCCAUCGCCGCCCUCUCCCUCCCCGACUCCAAAAUCUGGAACCGCAAACUCAUCCUCCCCGGCACCGCCAUCGCCCAAGCCGCCACCCUCUUCACCUCCCUCCUCCCACCCCCGGGCCCCCUCCUCCCAGUGCUGAUCUUCGGCCGCGCACCCCCGGGCACCCCCGCCGCCGGCGCGCCCAUGCUCAUCAUCUCCGCCAACUACUACGGCCCCUCUGCCUCCGCCGAAGCCGCCGCAGCUCCUCUCCUGACUCCAGAAGCCUCCGCCACCGCCAUCCUCGCAACCACAACCCUCGUCGACUUCACCGCCAUGAACGCGUCCUCGGCCGCCAUGAGCGCCCACGGCGGCUUCAAAGAAACCUACAACGCCAUGCUCGCCACCAUCAGCCCUGCCUCCAUCACAUCCGCCUUCGCGCAAUUCGUCGCCUUCGGCGCCGCGAACCCCUCCGCGGCCGCGCGCACCUACGCCGUCUUCGGCGCGUGGAGCACCGGCGCGCAGCUCGCGAACGCUGCGAUUCCUAAUAACAAAACGUACUUCGCGCACCGCGAUCGCGGCGUGUUUUUCCAGUUUACGCCGUGGUAUACGGAUCCUGCGACGCGGGGCGCGGCGGAUGCGGCGGCGCGGGGGGUGGUGCGGACGGUGCGGGAGAGCGAUGAUGCGAGCGGUUUGGAGAGGGUGAUUUUUGCGAAUAAUAUGAUUUUUGGGCAGGAGAUGGGGGAGGUGUAUACGCGCGAGGGGCUGGAGGAGGUGACGGCGGUGAAGCGGGAGUGGGAUCCUAAGGGGGUGUUCUGGAGCCCC
Mytilinidion resinicola is the source of this 1377-nucleotide messenger RNA. RefSeq names its product FAD-binding domain-containing protein. The record is from RefSeq and is a predicted model, not a curated record. The annotation marks the transcript as partial. The transcript is spliced from 3 exons. Gene Ontology annotation, molecular function: oxidoreductase activity; FAD binding. NCBI's taxonomy places the organism in Eukaryota, Fungi, Ascomycota, Dothideomycetes, Mytilinidiales, Mytilinidiaceae.